Sphaeroforma arctica JP610 is the source of this 360-nucleotide messenger RNA. RefSeq lists its product as hypothetical. The annotation marks the transcript as partial. The record is from RefSeq and is a predicted model, not a curated record. NCBI's taxonomy places the organism in Eukaryota, Ichthyosporea, Ichthyophonida. The transcript is spliced from 2 exons.
GGGCACGCUUAAAACAGCGCAAGUAUCUGUACCACAUAUACGAACUCGUCGCCGCUGGGAGUAGCGCGGCUCUGACGCAGAACAUACUGCGUGAGGUAGUCAGCGCCGCCAUAAUGCACUACGCGACGAUCACAGAUGACUCGGAGCUAGCACCUGGCAUCACCAUCCAGUGCGCCAGUUUCUCGGCCACGGAACGUUAUCUCAAGACCUUGUGCACCACAACGAGAUUUAGGAAUUGGUCGUUGAACAUCACGGGCCCCAUGGAUCAACACAGAUCGGCUGUACCGGGAAUGGGUUAUAGUCUAUACUCACACUCUGUACUACCUACUGUAGGCAGUGCGGGCGACGUAUCGGACGACG